This is a messenger RNA of Aspergillus steynii IBT 23096, 1407 nucleotides long. Its product is annotated as putative zinc metallopeptidase. The transcript has 3 exons. The record is from RefSeq and is a predicted model, not a curated record. Lineage: Eukaryota; Fungi; Ascomycota; Eurotiomycetes; Eurotiales; Aspergillaceae. The coding region runs from base 1 to 1407 and encodes 468 amino acids. Gene Ontology annotation, molecular function: hydrolase activity, acting on carbon-nitrogen (but not peptide) bonds, in cyclic amidines.
AUGCCUCCGCCGUCGCUGAUCCCCUUGGAAUCCAUCUGUAAUGUCCGACUGGCGACCUCGGACCCCGAUUCCUCCUGGAACAUCACCUUCGACCGCCCCAACAACCACGACAACAAUGAUAAACCACUGGCCCUUCCUACCCUUACACAUCCCCACAUCCACCUCGACAAAGCCUUCGUGCACAGCGCCCUCUCCUCCGCAUCUCAUCUGCCCUCCACCGGCUCGUUCCAGGAAGCCCUGAGUCUCACUGCGCAAGCAAAGGCUGGGUUCCACCGCUCGGAUCUGCUGCAACGCGGUGAAUGGCUGCUCGCCGAGUCCGUCGCCUCGGGCGUCACGGCCAUGAGAGCCUUCGUGGAAGUCGAUCACACGGUGGGACUGACCUGUCUGGACGCAGGGGUGGAGUUGAAAACACGCUGGGAGGCGGCCUGCCAGAUCCAGUUGGUCUGUUUUGCCCAGGACCCCGUCUUUUCCGGCGAGUUCGGCGACGAGAACCGUGCAUUACUGGAGGAGGCCUUGGCCCGGUACCCCCAGGUGGAUGUGAUCGGGACGACGCCGUACGUGGAGGCUGGUGAGGCGGCGGCGAAGCGCAAUAUCGACUGGGCGGCGGCGCGUGCCUUGGAGCUGGAGAAGCAUGUGGAUUUCCAUCUGGAUUAUAAUCUGGAUGGCGGGAGGGAGGCCCUCGUGUGGUAUGUUUUGGAUGCGCUGCGGAGGAAUCGGUGGACGGCGAGCACCACAAACAAACGAGUGAUGCUGGGCCACUGUACGCGGCUGACGCUCUUUGAUCAUGAGGAAUGGAGCCGGCUGGCCCGAGAGAUACAUCAACACGAUCUGCCAGUGAGCUUCGUCGGGUUGCCGACCAGCGAUCUGUAUAUGGCCGCGCCGCCUGGUGCUGAGAGUGAUAAUGGCCGACCACGGGGUACCCUGCCAGUCCCCGAGAUGAUCCGCAAGUACGGCCUGGACGCCGUCAUGGGGGUAAACAAUGUAGGAAAUGCAUUUACGCCGUGGGGAUCGCCGGAUCCGCUGUCGCUGGCUUGCUUGGGGGUGGGAGUUUAUCAGACGGGCACGCAGGCCGACGCGAACUUGCUGUACGAGUGUGUCUCAACGCGAGCCCGCACGGCCAUCGGGUUGUCGUCGAGGACGUCCGACCUGGUCCUGAAACACGGCGAUUGCGACGAUGUCUUGCUGUUCUACAAUGUAGAUGAUACCGGCUGCGGAGUGUCCAGGCAACGAACAAGAGUUGCGGAUGUCGUCUGGGAUCCUCCCGCUCGAGUGAGUAGGAGUGUUGUCAUAAGAGGCGCCCUCAAGAGACCACCGCACUCCGUAUGUCCCGACACAGCGAGGUCUAUGAUCGAGGCGAUGUACAGCUUCUGCAAGAAACAAGGGGUGACCGAAAGAGAAUCUCUCUAG